This is a messenger RNA of Bursaphelenchus xylophilus (pine wood nematode), 4433 nucleotides long. NCBI's taxonomy places the organism in Eukaryota, Metazoa, Nematoda, Chromadorea, Rhabditida, Aphelenchoididae. The record is from the annotation of a GenBank genome assembly.
AUGGCGAGCCGAGGAGACGAAACGACGGUGGCGGUCGACCCCACCAUCCCCACCCAGCAGCCGGGCAUCGAGCUGCGCCGCUUGGAGGACGACGACGAAGACGAAGAAAAAUUGAAAUUCCAAAACAAUAUCAAGGACGAGGAGGACAGCAGCGGAUCCAACAGUCCGGCAACUUCACGCCGAACCCCCGAACAACGCCCUUUCUUCAAGGUAGGCAACAAUUUUUGCAGUGUUGACAUUUAUUUUAUAUAUGGUUGGAUAAAGUAGAAUAUAGGUGGGUAAACAAUGAUAGUGAUGAUUGACGGAUUAAUCAGAGGAUUUGUUAGGUGAUUAGGGGAUUUGGGACGAGUAUCAGAGAGUUUACUCGUAUUUUUGUCCGGAUUAUGGCCACUGGAGUGAAAAUAUCACCUUGUGUAAGGUAAAUUUUGUGGUUUUUAUGGUGAAAUUUAGUGUGGAGUAGUUAUUUGAGUUGUUGAUUGAUGAUAGGGUUAGCGAUUAAAAUCAGAGAAUUUAAGUAGCCUUAAAAUCGGUAUAGACAUUAUUUUCACAUUUUUUUAAAAGAAAAAAAUUGUUUUUGCGCGGUGCACCGCGGUGUACAGGGAUGAAAAAUGGAUCGCACAGGGCGAUUUUUGAUGAUCAAAAAUUUGAUUGCGCUUUGCGAAUAUUCGAAAACUAGCCUUUUUUUGAAAUAUCUGAUAUUACUUUAGACAUGAGCUGUUUUGAGGUACAUUAGGUAGCCAAAUCACCUCAAAACCAGAUAAUUUAGACAGUACUUUCCUCCUUUUUUCUCCUGUUAUCAUUUAGAGAGACUUGAUUUUGCAUUUUUAAAUAAAAAAUUCAAAAAAUUUCUAACCAAAUUCAAAUCGUUAAACCCUUCAAAAACAAAUUUUUAGACCGUUUCGGUUCUCUGAAUUUCCCAUCCGCCUCUCUUGACGUUCGAAACGCCCGAUUUCGGAUCAGCGUAGUAUAAAAUAACAAUAGAGAAAAAACUUUAUGGGAAAAAAGAAAAAUGGGGAUUACGCAGCGAAAACAGAAGCACAGUCAUCCAAAAAAAAAGAACAGUCGACCUUUCUGGGAUCCUCAAUUCGCGGAGACUUGAUUGGAAGUCUACGUCGGGAACUCUGAUUGGACUAUGCAUGACGUUUUCUAUAAUUUUUGGACCUAAAUUAAUACUUUAGUAUCUAAAGUAAUAUAUUUUUGAGCUAAAGUCAUAUUUUAAAGCCUAUUUCGAAGGCUUUUCGGCUAUUUUCUACUAUUUUUGACUAUACAAUUUCAUUUUUUACAAAUUUGAAAAAUGAAAUUUGAAAAAAUCAAGGAGUACCUGCUUUUAUGGAAACAUUUAUUGAGCACCACAAUCCCCAGUCUUGCCUCCACCCUGGACAAAAAAUCUAUGGAGAAUUUUGUCGAAAUCAUAGACCAGUCUCGUCUAGAGUUUAGGAAUUUCAUCGACUGUUUGAAAAGUUUUGUAAGUAAAAUUUCGUAAGUAAAAGGUGUCAACAAAGUUAUUUUGCGAACUUUUAAGUGGGCUAAUUAUAGUUUUUGGGGUAUAAAAUGUAAGUGAAUUUCAUUUUUCGUAGUUUUGACCAGCGUUUUGAGUAGUAAAGACGAAUUUUUUCAGAAAUCUGUCGAUAAAACGGUGGAGUCCCCUUUUGUUUCAAAGUAAGUUUAAUUUUUAUAUUUUUUAUAUUGAAAAUUUCUUAAAAGGUGUGUAAACUACUAUCUAAAUUUUCAAAAAUUCAUUUCCCAUUAACUGAAAGUCAUUAUAAACCUCUUUUCCCAUCGUUUUCUGCAAAAUAAGCCGAUUUUCCUCAUGAAUAAUAUAAAUUUUGUCAUAAAAUUUGGAAAAAAUCCAAUUUUUUUGGAAGAGAUUCCGAGUGUAUGUCGCUGAAAGGAGUGCCAGGGGUUUUACCUGCCCUUUGUUCGAGUACUUACCCGAUUUCAAAACUGAUGACACGCUGAUUCAGCGCUUUACAAACAACCCACCUUAAUAAGACGAUUCCGGGUUUAAACUUUUUUUUGAUUGUUUUCCCAAAACAAAUUGUUUAAACUGUUCUUCAUUUGGUGUUUUUACAAUCAAUGGAUGACUUCAUUACUCUAAAUUCGCAAAGAAAAUAUAGGUAUUACCUCAUAUUUAUUAUUUUUUUUAUUUUCGAAAAAAAAUUUUAUUUAAAAAUUUGAAUAAUCAAAUUUCAGUGAUCUCUCGAACCGAUGGGGUGCCUUGGUGUGUCUGGCCGCUCUCAACUUUGCCUGCACUCUCUCAUGGGCCUCCGUUGGAGCCGGCGCCCAAUAUUUUAACGAGUUUUAUGGAUUCAAUGUACGUUUGUAUCGGAAAUACUUUAGAUUUUGUUUUUUUUUACUCUGGUAAUAUAAAUUAUGCCCGUUUUCAGACAGCAGCCAGCUGGUUGUCGAUGGUCUACACAUUGCUCAUGAUUCCAGCCGCGAUUGUUACAGUAGCUUUAGAUUUGUUUUUCGGCGUCAGAUGCACUUGUAUUGGACUGUCGGUUUUGGUGGCGGUAUCAUUGUUCUUCAGAGCUCCGUUGUAAGUUUGUUUUUUGGAAUAUGCAGAUAUUUUCGAAAAUUUUAAAUUCCCAUUUUUUAUAAAUAUCUAAAAAAAAUUUUUUUAAUCUGUUAUAGAUGGCUAGUAAUACAGUAGUUUAAAAAAAUAAAAAACAUUUUUUUAUUUUUUUUUAUUCUUCAGAUUUUGCGCGGAAAAUUCAAAUUUCAAGUCAAAAAAUUUUAAUAUCCGAAUUUUUAUUUUGGAGGCCUGAUAUGCAAAUUUACAUAUAUUUUUGCAAAAUUUUGGCCUUUCAUGCAUACUUUUUGUUCCUGUAAACAUAAUUAUUUGAAAAUUUGCGAAUUUAAAUAUUCAAAUUUUCAGCGAGUUCCUGCCCUUCUCACCGAAAGCUCACUUCAUCCUCCAAAUCAUUUCCCAUUCCCUAACAGCCAUCGUCUACCCCGGAGCGACCAUUCUUCCCCUCAAAUUCGUCCUACGAUGGUUCCCUCAAGACCACAAAAUCUUCGCCGCUGGCGCCACUUUCCUCGCCAAUUUGAGUGCAAUUCUGGUCGCCGGAUUAUUGGCCGGUGGUUAUGAUAAUUGGAACUUGUUGGGAGAAACUGGAGUACCCUAUUACAACUUGUUUACUGGCCUUCUCAAUUUCAUCAUUGGAUUCUUCUCGGUGAUUGUGUUGACAAAAGUUUUGGACAAGGGAGCACAUCCAGAAGAGCCAUGUCUUGUUGAUGGUAAUGAGAAUUUAUUUUUUGGGAAAUUUGUUGAAGGCAAGAGGUCCCAUUUUGAUGAAGUUUGGCAUAAAAAAAUAUUCGAAUUUUUGGAGACGAAUGAAAAAAAAAGUUUUUUUUGUUAAUUUUUGCAUCUUCAGACCUCAAGAAAUUCGCCAACAAACGAGCCCUUGGAGUGGCGCUUGCAAUUGCAUCGAAUCUUGCCGUUUUCAACCUGAUCCUCACCAUGUUACACCCCAUUUUGUGUUCAUCAUUACACGAACGAGACUUCUCCAGCAUGGCAUUGGCGACGUUUGUAAUCGGAGGUCUCAGUGGAAUAUUAUUUGCUGGAUUGAUUGUGGAUUUCACGAAGAAACAGGACGAAUGCUUUAGAGUGAGUUUUUGGGUGUCAAGUGUAAUAUAAAAAUAUAAAAAAUGAUCGGAUGGUGGCUCUAAAAGGCUUCUAAUUGAAAAUAAAUGAGACUACUGGAAGAUUGACCUCUAAUUAUUGCAAUUUCAGCUCGGCAGCGGUCUCUGUGUCCUCAUGCAGCUCCUUUUUUUCCAACUUAUUCUCCAUGACAAACAAAACAAACUGAUUUUUGUUGUCAUCGCGUUUGUCGGCGAAUUUCUCCUUGGCUUGGUUCCGCUGGGACUCUCAGUCCUCUCCAAGCGACUGAAUGGCUCAGCCGAAACUCUUCCAGUCGCCAUUACAGUAAUCGCCGGACAACUUUUGAGUGUUUUGUAUCUGAUGGGAAUGCAAAAAGUCUCCAAAGAACUGUCUCCGGGAAAAGGGAAUGCCGUGAAUGCGUCGAAAAUUUGCGAGUCAUAUGCCCCUGGGUUCUCUGUCAACGCGAAGGAUUGGACUUUGUCCGUUAUGGUAGGAAAUUUGAGAUUUUUUUUGGAAUUUUGAUGACUUUUUCGAGAAAAUUUCAAUUAAUUUUUCAGGUGGUUUCGGUGAUCUCCACGGUAAUUUUGAUUCUACUCUACGUAUUGGACCGAAAGACCAAGAAAAAGAGUACUCCCGAGGAAUUGCAAGCACAAUCAGCAGCCACUCAGACUAACGGUAAGGAAGUUGUGUCUAAAGUAAUAUAAAUUUGAUGAUUUUUUGAUCAACAGCAGGGUUUUAUUUUUUCUACUUACGUUUUAAUGUAAUUAUAUUUCCAGCUGACGAAGUUGAGACCCCAUUGGACACGGUGAUACGCACCGGCAAGGUCUGA